Messenger RNA from Eremothecium cymbalariae DBVPG#7215, 714 nucleotides. RefSeq lists its product as uncharacterized. The transcript has a single exon. The record is from RefSeq and is a predicted model, not a curated record. Bases 1 to 714 code for a protein of 237 amino acids. Lineage: Eukaryota; Fungi; Ascomycota; Saccharomycetes; Saccharomycetales; Saccharomycetaceae.
AUGUUUGUGUUGAAGAAGAAUAAAAUAUUUGGACUUAAUCGCAUAAAAUAUCCUUCAUUAUUGCAGAAUAAAUUAACGGGAUAUACUCGAACAGCUAUCAAAGUCCCACAACAUAACUUGCACACACAGAGACCCCCUAUGUCUUCCUUCCGGUAUAGUCAUGCGCAGCAACCGAAAAUGGUUCAACAGGGAUUGGGUCAGAUAGAGAUCUUGCGACAGCAUAUGGACAGGGCACGCCAACCUCUCUCUGCCAGUCGCAAGUUACACAAGAAGAACCCGUUAUAUUCCCCACACAAUCCAAAACUGAAAUCAACCGUGAAUGCUGAUUGGGUCCCCAACAGCAUUGUGUUAUUGGCAUUAUUUGGUUGCAUCUCUUUGCUAUUCCUGUUGUUGCCUGUACUUAUCGGAAUAUGCUUACCUGCUACCAUUAUCCUAAUAUCGAUGAGCAUCUGGAAGGCUAAAAAAGCUGAAAUGAUGUUAGACUCCAUUAAAGCUGUUAAGCAGACAGAUUUAGUUUUACCCCCCCUUAUAACGGCAGAACUGCACAAACGUAAUCUUCAAUGCAUUGGACAUUUUGAAGGUGGUCCUGGCGAAACGCUAGUUCAAUUCCAAUAUCCUGAUAUAACAAAUAGCCAUGAACUUUUUCAUCCAGAUGGAGCUAAUAAUUAUAUAGUCCUUCUGGACUGCAGAUUACAGCCAGCUAGAAAAGAAUGA